ACGACGCGACCACUACCGAGCUGACCACUUUCGGGACACGAAAAGAGACGAGAAGAGAAGAGGGAAUAGACGAGAAGUGAGACGAGAUUGGACGGGUGCAUUCGUCAACGCCCAUUCCCUACCAGACCACACCACACCACACCAUAUCAUACCACAUCCUACCCGUACGAGGAACACACGGCUACCGAUAUCCGCUUCCGCCUCCUGCCCGGCCGGCCUCCUGCGCCUCGUAGUCGUCGCCGUCGUCUGCCUCCUCCUCUUCCUCCUCUUCCGCGCAUUCCGCCGCCAUUGCACCACCAUCGCCAUCAUUCAAUGUAAACACGUGCCGCCAUGGGCCGAUACUACACCCUCCUGCUGGCCCUCUGCGCCGCGGCUGCCACCGUCUCCGCCCAAGGUGUCCUCACCAACGGCAACAGCCAAUUCCCCGCCUGCGCCCAGGCCUGUCCUCUGCUCGUGCAAGCCGCUCAAGCCUGUUCAGCGACUGAUGUUGCCUCACAAGGCGCAUGGGUCUGCUUCUGUCAGUCCGCCUAUCUGACAAACUUGCGCUCUUCUGCCACCGGCAUCUGCGAUUCCACCUGUACCAAUCCCACCGACCUGCAGCAAGUGAGUACGUGGUAUAACACCAACUGUGGAAGUGAUUUUGGCGCUUCGGAACACUCCGGAUCAGGUGCCACGACCACCACCCCUGCUGCUGGUGCUGGUGCUGCUGGAGGCGCGACGCCGCCAGAGGAUGAAAGCGCUCCUGCGGCUGCGACCUCGUCGACCUCCCCGUCCUCUUCUGCUCCUCCCUCGUCUAACGGCCAGAAUACUCUGAAUGGAGUCAGCAUUGGCGCCGACGCGCCCGGAACGUGGUGGUCGAAUCAUUAUAAAUGGAUCAUCAUGGUCAUCAUCCUUGCCAUCGCCUUCCCUCUCAUUGCCUGGGGAGCCGUGUGGUUGAAGAGACGCCACGAGCGCAAGCAAGAUCAAAUCACCACGGGCUUCAACGAAGGCAUCACCAGACGACCGCACAUGACGGAGAAAGAAAUGAACGGGUAAGAAUGAAGCCCGGAUAGAUUUGAAUUUAGAAUGAUAUCAUGUGAUCUUGACCGAAACAAAAAAAAAGAAAACAACAAUCCUCGCUUUGGCCUUGAUCUCCAACUCUCCCCACGACUACCUUGAUUUCCUC
Messenger RNA from Sphaerulina musiva SO2202, 1165 nucleotides. RefSeq lists its product as uncharacterized. The transcript has 2 exons. Bases 331 to 1035 code for a protein of 234 amino acids. The record is from RefSeq and is a predicted model, not a curated record. NCBI's taxonomy places the organism in Eukaryota, Fungi, Ascomycota, Dothideomycetes, Mycosphaerellales, Mycosphaerellaceae.